This is a messenger RNA of Ylistrum balloti, 1274 nucleotides long. Its product is annotated as keratin-associated protein 5-4-like. The record is from RefSeq and is a predicted model, not a curated record. Lineage: Eukaryota; Metazoa; Mollusca; Bivalvia; Pectinida; Pectinidae. Gene Ontology annotation, molecular function: protein binding.
CGGCUAAAGGUACUACCUGUCCUGAUGGAAUAUGCCAACUUGGACGCGAGUGUGAGUGUGGCGACUCUUGUCAGUGCAGUGACGGAUGUCAGUGUCCUCAAUGUAAAGCCGGAUGCAAAAGUGCAGGUAGAGUGUCUCAUUUGUUAUGCACAGUUAGCUUUAAUCAGGACAAUAAAAAGAAACUCACACCAGGUAUUACUUGUAACUGCGCAUCCGCCGUGUACUGCGCCAAGUGUCCUGGAGGGAAGUGUGGUUGUACUGGUGCAGACUGUUGUACCAAAAACUGUAGAUGCCCCGGAUGUAAGAGCGGAUGUGGAUGCUUCCCGAAGAAAGGUGGCUUCUGUCCUGGUGGACAGUGUCAGGUCGGACGUGCGUGUGAGUGUGGAGAUUUCUGCACGUGCAGUGACACUUGUGAAUGCUCUGUCUGCAAGGCUUGCUGCAAGUGUGGAGGUGCCAAUGUUGUAUGUUCUACGAACUGUCAAUCAGGACAAUGCUGUGAAACUAGUGCUUGUCAGGGCAGGUGCAAGUCGGCUACAGCUGUGUUCUGUGCCAAAUGUCCCGGGAGGAGGUGUGGUUGUACUGGUGUGGAUUGUUGUACGAGCAAGUGUAGAUGCCUCGGAUGUAAAGUCAACUGUAGAUGUUUCUCGGCUAAGCGAGCUACUUGCCAGGAUGGAGCUUGCCACAAAGGGCGUGCAUGUAGGUGUGGCUGCAAAUGCAGUAGCGCAUUCCAGUGUCCAUCCGGCAAAGCUGGGUGCAAAUGUGCAGACUGCAAUUUCGUGUGUUCUGCAGAGUGUGGAUCUAGGCAGUGUUGUGGAACAAGUGCAUGUAAAUGCAACGGCAAAUGCGCAUGCCAGAAGUGCAGAUGCACCUGCGCAUCUGGGAAUUGCACUUGUAAUAGAGGAUGUACUGGACCCUGCACUUGUAAAUGUGUUGCAGAGUGUGGAUCUAGGCAGUGUUGUGGAACAAGUGCAUGUAAAUGCAACGGCACGUGCGCAUGCCAGAAGUGCAGAUGCAACUGCGCAUCUGUUUUUUCCACAAAAACGGGAACUGCACUUGCGAUAGGGGAUGUACUGGACCCUGCACUUGUAGAUGUGUUGCAGAGUGUGGAUCCAGGCAGUGUUGUGAAACAAGUGCAAGUACAUGCAACGGCAAGUGCGCAUGCAACAAGUGCAGAAGCAACUGCGCAUCUGGGAACUGCACUUGCGAUAGGGGAUGUACUGGACCCUGCACUUGUAGAUGUGCUGCAGACUGCACAUGUAAGCAGUAAGUGGUGA